CUUUUUUUUGCUAGUUUGUUACUUAGUGGCUCCUUACUGGUGCUGGUACUCCCUUGAGGAAUUUUGUGUUCGUUUCCUUGACAAGACAAAUGGUUCAGAUUGUCAGUGAAUAAAGUCUUAAAGCACAACGCACAAGUGGAUGUUUGACAUCUUCCAGAUUCAAAUUUCCAUCCUUCAAAAUGCAGGCCUGUGGUCCAUUUUGAUCAAAAUGUCGAAUGUACUGAUUCUGAUCAAAACUGUUCUAAUUUUUUUUGGUUUUAAACUUCGGUGACAAGCGAUCGCUCCCGUUUUCUGUACGUUGUUCUGCUCUGAACUGUCUCUGUAUCUCUUUUUGGGUGCAGGAGAGGUAACUGGUAAGCGCUCACCAUGGAGAUUGAGUUUUAUAUCGGAAACUUUCUGGGCAAUCAUUAAUCUUGUCAUGGGUUUCAUCAUGACCAUGUUCUCGAUGGAGGCAGCGUCUUCUUAUGGGAAGAAGCAGCCCACAAAGAGAAGUCCGUCCGGUUUUGGUAAUGGCGGUGGUCCUCCUGGUUUUGGUGGCGGUGGUCCAGGUGGUCCAGGUGGAAGACCUGGUGGGGGUGGUUCUGGCCCACGAGGGCUGAGUGGUCUGAGCAAUGUCCGAGGCAUUGAUCACACUACCCCUCUUCCCUGUGGCUCGUGUUGCGGCUAAAAGCGAAGUACGUGUUCACCUAAGAUACUAGUUCAUACUCCGCAGUGAAGCAGAAGAUUGAGACCUGUCUUGUCUCUGCAUACUGGACCAAAGCUCCAGGAACCGAAGAUAAAUCAGAGUUCUCUUUGUUCUCGCAAACGAUUGCAUAUUUAGUUGGAGGACUUGGACAGAUUCGUUCAGUUUCAUGUAAAUGUAUACUUUCUACUCAUCUCUGAUAGUAGUCGAUCACGAGAACGUUGAGCACGUUUAGCCUAAUCAUAUGCAGAUUGUCACAAUAGAUCUGCAUAAAUUGUUCGAAAUAAAGAUGAUUUGAGGGAAUGACUUCAUUCCCCCAAGACUGAUCCAUCGAUGCAGGUGCUUGGCAUGGCGGCUUUCUGAAUGUCGAACUGUUCAAGUCGUUGCAUUGGCCAUUUGGCCAAUUCAUUCCUUGCCUUUUUCCACUUUUCAUUCAUUUCAAUCAAAAUCCGUGGAAACGUGAAGACUCUAUGGUCAAGAAAGCCCUAGCUGUACUUCUUCCCAAGUUCAUUGCUGUACUUUUAGAUUUAGCACUCAACUUUGACGUAUCUAAUUAUCAAAUUUGAAGUACGGAAGUAUUUCAGCCGGCACAGCAGAUGGGAAUCGAGGACCACCUUUUGAUGUGCCAAGAUCACGGUCAAUCUACAUAAAAUGAUGACGACACAAAUUGAGAGAUCCACCAGUAAAACGUCACUGACGUGGUGUGCACGACACUGCCUACUGCCGUCGAGGCCAUCUCAUACGAAGCGCUGUGCUGUGUUUUGACCCUACAGAUUCACCGGAGUGGUGCCCAAAGAUCGUCAGCAUAAUUAUCUCUGCCCAAAAAACACGGUAUCCCUCUGUCACUGCCGCCAAAGUCGAAAAAUCUCAAAAUUCCCGAAUGGUGAUAUUGGAGCAUAUAACCAGAUUUGAUCUCGCAGACUACGCCUCCAAUUGCACUGGAAACAAACUAUCUAGAAGAAAGGUGUCCAGUGGAUGUGGAUCAAAUUAUGAAACGGUGGUGGUGGUCGGGUGCAAUGCCCGAACGGAAUUUUGGUGAUUUUCGAUCCAAGUGACACGAGAUUCCCGGAUUAUGUGUACAUCGAUUCCCACCUACUGCCUGCGGGCUCAAACGAAAACCGCUUAAAUUAUGAGACCAGGAUCUCUCGUGGAUUCGACACUUCACGCUGUCGAAUUCUUGGAAUAUAUUCCCGAGCGGAAUUUUAUUCUCCGCGCAGAGCGGUUGCGUAUGGAGAUGAUUGGAUGGCUCCAUUAAACAGAAGUCCAAAGGUCGAAUCAUUUUCAUUUAAACCAAUGAGAUAUACUCUCCUUCUCACGUGGAGUGGAAAAAGGGUCCACCUUUUGCUGGCGAGUCGAGAGAGUUUUAGACAUGAUUGGGACAACCAUAAAGAUCAAUGUUUCGAUGACCAGGGAAGUGAAUGAAAACUACAGAUGGGAGGCCCAUUUUAUUUUAUUUAAUAUAUGUUCUCUCUUAAAAGGGAGGCCCAUCGUUCAAGA
Molecule: messenger RNA, 2179 nt
Organism: Marchantia polymorpha subsp. ruderalis
Lineage: Eukaryota; Viridiplantae; Streptophyta; Marchantiopsida; Marchantiales; Marchantiaceae
Source: the annotation of a GenBank genome assembly